CGCUCUCAGACCAUCAUGGCGUCUCCCAGUGGGAAGGGAGCCCGGGGGCCGGAGGCUCCGACCUGCGGGCCCCGGUCGCUCGCCGGGGACCUGGUGGACUCCGUGGACGACGCGGAGGGGCUGUACGUGGCGGUCGAGCGGUGUCCGCUGUGCAACACCACCCGCCGACGGCUGACCUGCGCCAAAUGCAUCCAAAGCGGCGAUUUCGUCUACUUCGACGGCCGCGACCGGGAAAGAUUUAUUGACAAGAAGGAAAGAUUAAACCGACUUAAGAGCAAGCAAGAAGAAUUUCAAAAAGAAGUGUCCAAAGCUAUGGAAGGAAAAUGGGCUGCAGAUCAGUUGAGAUGGAAAAUAAUGUCAUGCAAGAUGCGGAUUGAACAGCUGAAACAAACCAUAUGUAAAGGAAACGAGGAAAUGAAGAAAAAUUCUGAAGGCCUUCUGAAAACCAAGGAAAAGAAUCAGAAGCUUUACAGUCGCGCCCAGCGGCACCAGGAGAAGAAGGAGAAGAUCCAGAGGCACAACCGCAAGCUCGGCGACCUGGUGGAGAAGAAGGCCGCCGACCUCCGCAGCCACCACGAGCGCCUGGCCCGUCUGCGGCGGGAGCACAUCCUGGAGCUCACGUCCGUCAUCUUCCCUAUGGAGGAAGUCAAGACCGCGGUGAGAGAUCCCGCGGACGUGUCCUCCGAGAGCGACAGCGCCAUGACCUCCAGCACUGUGAGCAAGCUGGCCGAAGCCCGGAGGACCACCUACCUGUCGGGCCGCUGGGUCUGCGAUGACCACAACGGGGACACCAGCAUUAGCAUCACGGGGCCGUGGAUCGGCCUCCCCAAUAACGGCGACUACUCUGCUUACUACAAUUGGGUGGAAGAGAAAAAGACAACGCAGGGGCCUGACAUGGAGCACAGCACCCCCGCUUACACCAUCAGUGCAGCGUUGUGCUAUGCCGCCCAGCUGGUCAAUAUCCUGUCCCACAUCCUGGACGUGAACCUUCCUAAGAAACUGUGCAACAGUGAAUUUUGUGGAGAAAAUCUCACCAAACAGAAAUUUAAUCGAGCAGUGAAGAAACUGAAUACAAAUAUCCUUUAUCUUUGUUUUUCUCAGCAUGUCAAUCUGGAUCAGUUACAGCCACUACACACCCUCAGGAACCUCAUGUGCCUGGUCAGUUCCAGCUCUGAACACCUGGGCAGGUCAGGACCCUUUGAAGUGCGAGCCGACCUCGAAGAGUCCAUGGAAUUCGUGGACCCUGGUGUCGCUGGAGAGUCCGAGGAGAGCGGAGAUGAACGUGUAAGUGAUGAAGAGACAGACCUGGGCACAGACUGGGAGAACCUGCCCAGUCCCCGGUUUUGCGACAUCCCCUCCCAGCCUGUGGAGGUGUCCCAGAGCCAGAGCACCCAGGCGUCCCCACCCAUUGCCAGCAGCAGUGCGGGCGGCAUGAUCUCCUCGGCUGCUGCCUCGGUGACCUCCUGGUUCAAGGCUUACACCGGCCACCGCUAGUGUGUGUGCACCUGCCGCGGCAGCUAGCCAGCUCCCAGCGUCGGCUCCCGGGCUCGCAGUGCCCCUGAGAUGCUAAGUCGGCGCCUGCAACAGCAAGAGGUGGAACUGCUAUUAGUUGUCUGAACCAUGGACGCACAGGUUUGUCAGGUGAUCCAGGAGGGUGCCGACUAGAACCCAGGGGUCGGUCAAAGGCCCCCCUCCUCUAGCUGCAGGCACUGCUGCUGUCCCCUGGGGCUUGCUCAGGCCCUGGUUGCUCAGACUGUUCCCCAACUCUGAAGUUGUAGACUUUGGUUGAACCACAGGAAUUGGUUCUAACCGAUUAGGACUUAAAAGAUACAAACUGUUUAUAGGGUUUAUCUUUAUUCCCUACAACUUUUGUUUUGUUCUGUUUUUUGUUUUGUUUGUGCAGAGAACCAGCAGGCAGGUUCAGAUAUGUGCUUGGUUUGUUGUUUGGUUAUUUUGGUUGUUGGGUCAGGGUUUUGGUUAGGUUGGGCAGGGAGGGCUUUGUGGUGGUUACAGAUCAUUUCACCUGCGCUGUCAUGGCGUAGCUCAUCUGACAUCCCUGCAUUUCUGUCCCCCAUGCACCAAAGAAAUUCAGGUCUUUUCUUCUGGACGGCUCCACCGGCAGAAGGCCGAGCUGCAAUAAUGGCCUGGAGGCCGUGCCCGAGUCUCCGGGCUUCUGAGUGCACACCGCUCACUCCUUCUUUGCAAUGCACUGUGUGCAUUUUGAAAUUGACCUUCAGUGAUCUCAGAGCAAGCUGACCACCUGUCUGGGCACAAGUGAUGCUCGGUGUCCCCGUUUGGCCAAGGGGAGUUAGCAGGGGCGUGUUCGCAGGCAGAACCCCCGAGCUAGUCUGUUUCCUAGAGGUCUGGGGGGCUUCUAGAACAUCACCUGUGCUCAGAAGCGCAGAGCAGGCCCUGGGGACAGCCGGGAACAAGAAAUUUUCCCCUCAUUAAGAGAUCAUUUUCAGUUCAUGUGUCUUGUUCUGUCAAUGACAAUCUUACAAGGAAACUGAGAGGCAUUAUGUACAACUAUGUAAGUAGAUUUAUUUUUUCAUUUUCAAAUAACUGCAAAAAAGAAAAAAGUCCUAUGUAACAACUACAAAAAAGAAAUCCCAUGGGAGAUUCCUAACAGGCAUUACUGCUCCCAUCUUGUGAGUCUCACGAGCCUCGCGGUGCCUCGGACAUGCCCGGGGCCCUGCUGGCCGCCUCCCUUCCCCAUGGAAUUAUUGUCAGCCAGAGGUGCUAAUAGCUUCUGUUGUAGCACAGGGAGCCCUGGGGUCCCUAGCUUUAGGGAAUCCCCCACAGGGAGGCAGCAGGCUCCUGGCCUGGGGCUUUCUGGUGUCAUCAUUUGGAGGUGGCCUCACUAUUAUGGCUGCCGCCUCCCAUUCCCCUGCCCAGUUCCGGUGCCCAGAGAGCAGCUGUGCAGACUGGACACAGGCUGGAGUCAGUCUCCCAGGAUGCUGUGCGCAUGGGGAAAACGGGUGUCUGAAUGGAGAGUAACUCAGACUUACAAGGUCGAGGAAGUUUGGGAGGAGGGAGUGUAUUUCGUUACUGAUGUCAAUUCGAGGCACUUUCUUAGGGUUCGGCAAGCACCAGCAUGCCGGCCUACACUGCUGAGGUAUCUUGGGUUUCGUUCUUUUGCACUGGAUGCACCCUGUAAAUACUACAUCCACACUGCAACCACUGUGGUUUCUGCUGCUGCUCGUUGAGCUCUGCCAUGUAGGGCCGGAGCCGUAUGGACGCGGCUCUUGGGGACAAAACAGAAGCUGGUUUUUGUUUUUGUUUUUAAACAAAAAGCCAUAGAACUUGGGUCGUGUUUUUCCAUUUUAAAAUGAUUUCUUGAAACAAGGUAAUACUAGUGAAAACCCACAGGCACCAAAUAGCCUGCCUGAAAAGGUCUGAUAAAGGCAUUUUCCUGUGAUGGACGAUAAUGAAGUUUGCACGGCUGAAAGCCGAGGUGAGGGUGUGAGGGACCCGAUUUGCAGGCAGAGGAGUGCGGCGGGUCACGCCACCCGAGCUGCGGGGACGGCCCUCCACUCUGCCAUUUCCACUGGUUUGAGUCACAUGUUUUCUAGAUUUCAAUUGUAUUACUGCAAUAAAACUUUGAACAGGA
This is a messenger RNA of Ochotona curzoniae (black-lipped pika), 3610 nucleotides long. RefSeq names its product autophagy related 14 (gene ATG14). Gene Ontology annotation, biological process: mitophagy; cellular response to starvation; autophagosome assembly. Gene Ontology annotation, cellular component: phosphatidylinositol 3-kinase complex, class III; autophagosome; extrinsic component of phagophore assembly site membrane. The coding region runs from base 16 to 1494 and encodes 492 amino acids. The transcript has 10 exons. Lineage: Eukaryota; Metazoa; Chordata; Mammalia; Lagomorpha; Ochotonidae. The record is from RefSeq and is a predicted model, not a curated record.